CGCAGCCACAAGUUUAUAAGGCGGGGAGGGGAGAGAGAAGCGAGUCGGACACUUUGGGGCGUCGUAGUCACCAGGGCGACGUCCGUGCAAGAAUCCGUCUCGGAUCUCGUCUCGGAUCUCACACCCCCCUCCGACCUAAAGCCAUGGUGCUACAUGCGGGGUUCAAGGGCGCGGGCCAGGUGGAGGGGCUGCAGGUGUGGAGGGUGGAGAAGCUGAGUCCCGUGGCAGUGGCGCGCAACCAGUACGGCAACUUCUUCACGGGGGACGCCUACGUGGUGCUCAAGACGUUCUCCUUCGGCCCUGCGGUCAAACGAUACGAGCUGCACUUCUGGCUCGGUAGCGAGUGCUCUCAGGACGAGUCCGGCGCUGCUGCCCUGCUCGCCGUGCAGCUGGACGACUCCCUGGGGGGGCGGCCCGUGCAAUACCGCGAGGUGCAGGGACACGAGUCCAACUCGUUCCUCUCCUACUUCAAGGGCGGCAUCAAGUACAAGGCGGGCGGCGUGGCCUCGGGCUUCAAGCACGUGGAGCCCAACCUGGCGGACGUGAAGCGGCUGCUGCACGUGAAGGGGCGACGCACGGUGCGCGCCACCGAGGUGCCGUUCUCCUGGGCGAGCUUCAACCGGGGGGACUGCUUCAUCGUCGACCUGGGGGCGAACAUCUACCAGUGGUGCGGCUCGGGCUGCAACCGCUACGAGCGCGUCAAGGCGUCCGAGGUGGCGCGCGGCGUGCGGGACAACGAGCGGGGCGGGCGGGCGACGGUGCACGUGGUGGAGGAGGGCGGGGAGCCCGCACAGCUGCGUAACGUGCUGGGCCCCAAGCCUGAACUUCCACCCGGGACCCCUGAUGAUGUGGAAAUGGAUAUCUCGAACCGGAAAUCAGCCAAGCUUUACAAGAUCUCCGACGAGAGCGGCCGCAUGGAGGUGAAGGAGGUGGCGGCCGCGAGUCCCUUCCAGCAGUCGCUGCUCGACUCGAGAGACUGCUUCCUGCUCGACAACGGCUCUGCGGGGCAGAUCUUCGUGUGGAAGGGCAAGAGAGCCAACUCGAACGAGAGGCAGAAAGCGAUGAUGACCGCUGAGGAGUUCAUCAAGAAGAUGAGCUACUCGCCCAGCACAAAGGUGUCGGUGCUGCCCGAGACAGGGGAGACGCCGCUCUUCAAGCAGUUCUUCCUGAGCUGGAGGACCAAGGACGACGUCGUGACGCCCGGCAAGACGUACACCGUGGGCAGUGUCGCCCGCGUCCAGCAGGUGCCCUUCAACGCCUCCACCCUGCACUCCAACCCGGCCAUGGCCGCUCAGCACGGCAUGGUGGACGACGGCAAGGGAGAGGUUCAGGUGUGGCGCGUGGAGAGCUGUGGCCGGGUGAGCGUGGACCGCGCCAGCUACGGGCAGUUCUUCGGUGGCGACUCGUACAUCAUCCUCUACACGUGGUGCAGGGGACAGAUCCUCUACACCUGGCAGGGCAGCAAGUCGAGCAAGGACGAGAUCACGCACUCCGCCUUCCUGUCCGUGCAGCUCGACAACGAGCUGGGGGGACGGCCCAUGCAGGUGCGCGUGGUUCAGGGCUCCGAGCCCCCCCACCUGCUGAGCCUGUUCGGGGGCAAGCCCCUGGUGGUGCACGCGGGGGGCACCUCCCGCCAUGGGGGGCAGAGCCCCCAGGCCCCCACGCGCCUCUACCAAGUGCGCAGCUCCUCAGCGGGCGCCACCAGAGCCGUCGAGGUCCCCCUGAGCGCCGCGUCCCUCAACUCGAACGACGCCUUCGUGCUGCUGUCGCCCAAGAAGACGUUCAUCUGGGAGGGGAAGGGCGCUGAGCGCAGCGAGCUGGACGGGGCGACCUACGUGGCCCAGCUGCUGGGCCGCCGGACGCACGCCGACCUGGCCGAGGGGGAUGAGCCAGAUGAGUUCUGGUCGCUGCUGGGCGGCAGGAAGGACUACCAGAGCUCGCCGAGACUCAGCACCAACUACAACGACCACCCGCCCCGUCUCUUCGCCUGCUCCAACAAGACCGGCCGCUUCCAGGUGGAGGAGGUGGCGGGAGACUUCACUCAGGAUGACCUAGCCACCGAUGAUGUCAUGCUCUUAGACGUAUGGGACCAGCUUUUCCUCUGGAUCGGCGAGGACGCCAACGACGUGGAAAAGAAAGAAUCGCUCAAGUGUGCCACGUCGUACCUGGAGACGGACCCAUCGGGGCGGGGGAAGGGCACCCCCGUGGUGGUGGUGAAGCAGGGACACGAGCCCCCCACCUUCACCGGCUGGUUCCUCGCCUGGGACCCCACCAAGUGGGACUCGGACCCCUUCGAGGCGAUCAAGGCGUCGUUAAAGUAGGGCGGGGAUCUGAGGCGAGGCGCGUCCCUGACGCCCAGACGCCCGGCUAUCUCGUCCCGAGAGAGACGCCCUCCCUGGCUGUGUACCCUGGGGCGGUCCCGACAGCUGAGCCCGGAAGCUUUCGUUCGUGAGAAAAUAAACACUUUACAGUCGCGGUCAAACUAUAAACUGUGCUACUGCGUUCGGCAGUGGUGACCUCAGCACAAAUGACGUCCAUCAAUAACCCUGCCCUAAUGGGGUAAACGUUUAUAUAACAGGUCACGUUUGGGGCUAUGGGCCUUAAGCAUCGCAGCAAGAUCUGAAUGAAAUCUAAGACUUCCUUGCCAUUAAAAGGGGCCAGUGCUUGAAACGUUGCAUGUUUUUUUUUUAGGGCAUAGUCAUCGAGGAAUGUGAGAUUUUGUUAAAUGCAUAAUUGUGCUGUAAUUAGCAUUGCUACCGUUGUUACUGUAAAUUUUACAUUUUACAGCAAUACGAUGUUAAGAAUGCCCCAUACUCAGGAAGUCGGUGGCGCAAUGGUCAGCACAAUGCGGUGUGGACCCAUUGUGGUGAAGUAUGGUCAAACGACAAAAUGACCGACAGCAGAUUGUCAAAGGGCUGUACGUGCAUUGUUGUUUAUUCAGAAAAGUGUCGCUGAGUCUCAAGACCCUUUUUCAGCAGUCCUGCUGAUAUUGGGAUAUUUGACCAAAUCUAUGAAUUCGUGUUUUGUAUUACUCCGAGAGUCAAUGUUUAAUGCACUGUGGAGGAUUAAAUAUAACAAAUAUAA
Molecule: messenger RNA, 3084 nt
Organism: Petromyzon marinus (sea lamprey)
Lineage: Eukaryota; Metazoa; Chordata; Hyperoartia; Petromyzontiformes; Petromyzontidae
Product: scinderin-like
Biological process (GO): cell projection assembly; barbed-end actin filament capping; actin polymerization or depolymerization
Cellular component (GO): actin cytoskeleton; cytoplasm
Molecular function (GO): phosphatidylinositol-4,5-bisphosphate binding; actin filament binding
Source: RefSeq, a predicted model, not a curated record